Molecule: messenger RNA, 636 nt
Organism: Coniosporium apollinis CBS 100218
Lineage: Eukaryota; Fungi; Ascomycota; Dothideomycetes
Exons: 1
Coding region: 1-636 (211 amino acids)
Biological process (GO): phospholipid biosynthetic process
Cellular component (GO): membrane
Molecular function (GO): phosphotransferase activity, for other substituted phosphate groups
Source: RefSeq, a predicted model, not a curated record
AUGCUAGACAUCACCCUUCGGCCAUUGAAAGACAACGUCUUCGAUCCCUUGACCAAACUUAUACCUGCCUCCGUCAAGCCACUACACAUCACUUUGGCUGCGUUCAUUGCUGGGAUUUCGGGAUGCUACUGCGCUGCUACAGGAAGCGUUGGAAUGAGCCUCACGCUUUGGGCCCUCAAUCGCGUCCUUGAUUGUCUUGAUGGGGCUGUUGCUCGCCGCCGUAAUCAAGUUUCAGAUCUGGGAGGGUUCCUCGAUUUGCUCGGUGAUUUCAUCGUGUACUCCUCCAUUCCUAUUUCUUGCGCUCUGGCGGCGCAGAAGUUAGGCAUCCCUUUCCCAAAUGGUCGCUGGCUGGCAGUCGCGAUGCUGGAGGCUUCGUUCCAUAUCAACAAUUUCGUCUUGUUCUACAUUGCAACUAUCCUCGAGAAGAGCAAGGCUGCGCGAAAGGAAAGCGUCGUCAAGGAGUUGACUAGCGUCUCCAUGCGGCCUGCGCUUAUUGAGGGCACGGAGAGCGCUAUCAUCUUUACCGCGAUGCUCGCUUAUCCGCAGUAUGCGAGGGAGCUGUCAUGGUUCAUGGUCGUAUUGGUAUCUGUGGGCAUAGCGCAAAGGGUUGUCUGGGUUGUGCCCUUUCUGAAGUAA